This is a messenger RNA of Python bivittatus (Burmese python), 1635 nucleotides long. RefSeq names its product LYR motif containing 9 (gene LYRM9). The record is from RefSeq and is a predicted model, not a curated record. Lineage: Eukaryota; Metazoa; Chordata; Lepidosauria; Squamata; Pythonidae.
CGAGAACCUGCGGAGUCGGCUCGGAGGAGACCUUCCGGAAGGCCUGGGUUGCGCAUGCGUCCCGAGAAGGCUGGCUGAUGGUGGAAGAUGGCUCCUCUCCCGGGGGUAGAAUUGGUAAAGACCCCUUUGCAGUUGUACCGCUACCUGCUCCGUUGCUGCAAGGUCCUUCCUGAAAAGAACCUCCAGGAUCAUUACAAGCACACAAUCCGGCAGAGCUUCAAAGUUCAUGUCGAUGAAGACAGUCCUGAGAGGAUCCAGCAGAUUAUCCAAAGGGCCAUUGAAGAUGCUGAUUGGGUCAUGGAGAAAUAUAAGAAACCAAAAUAAGGCAGAAACAGUUGGUGGAGAAAUGAAGAUUGUUUCUUAAAACGCUUGGACUGAAGAAACCAGUUUGCGACAGUAGCCGGUUCAUUGGAACCCCACUGCUUUCUGUGACUGUAAAAUGUAAGAGGGCAAACUCAGAUUCAACCAGCUGCUGGCAUUUAGGAACUUCUUUUGAUGGUCAACCUUUAAUAGAUGAGGGACAAGCUGUCUAGAGUGACUGAUCUUUAGUAGUUGAAUUUUUUGAGCUGAAAUGACAUGGCCUCUACAGGGCUUGGAGCAGGAGUCAUCAUGAAGUUGUGUUUCCACAAGAUGUAUUCCACGUUUCCACAGGGUUUAGAUCUAUGCUCUAUUACUGAAUUUAGUUUAUGUUGGUAGCAUGCAGGAAAAUGCAUUAACUUUGGAUCUAGGGCUGCUGUUUACACUGGAAGCUGUAUUAAAAUCAAGUUUUGAUUUGCCACAACUGCUUCUUAUUCCAUCUCCUGGAGAUACUAUGUGGCAUAGAUUCAACCUUCCCAUUCACAUCUGUGAAACAUCCAGGUUUAAAUUGUUAAAAAUGGCAAAAAUCUUAUCACAUUAGGUUCUCAUUUUUCUUAUCUUUUGGAUAAGUGGUGUCUAGAUGCUGAUAAGUGAAAUGGGAUCCUUUAUCUAAUGAAUAUUUCCCAAAAUAGAUUGUGUGGGACACAUUGCCUUUGGUAUGUAGAAAAUAAGGAAUAGAUAAAAUGGUGGAGACAUCGACCCCUCCAUAUACCAUCACAGAAAUGAAGAAUUUGGAAAGAUUAUUAUAUAUUAUUAGUCUUCUGAGCACCAAGAGUCUUGUUGUGGGUGCUAUAAAAAUUUGAUUAAUCAGUGAAUCAAUAUUAUUUAUCACACAAGUAUCACCGUUCUCUAAGAACACUUGAGGCAUCAUACAUGUUUUGUUUUUGCCCCUGAAUGCUCAGUGGCAUUGUUUUUUGGCCUUCUGAGACAGCUUUUGCAUAGAUGUUAAAUGUGGCAUUAUAAUUACUAUAAUUAUACGAUUUUCCCCUCUUCAGAUUCACUCUAUCCUUAGCAUUUUUUUGAUGGCAGAUUUUUAAGGAGAGGAGUGUCUAUGGAGCGAUAAUUUUGGAACAUCUAAUAUGUAAAAUAUCUAACAGCAGCCCACUCUAGGAAGAAGAAGAGCGAAAGAGGAAAAAGAGGAAGGAUGGGUAUUUUUGAGUGUGUCAAGUCACACACGUACAGCCUCAACUUUUUCUCAGUGCAAAAAAAGUAAAUGUUGCAAGUGUUCCACAACAGGGUAUUUGACAAACUUUUAGAGCAGAGUUUCUCAACCUCAGC